AUGAGAGCAUUUGAUCUUGUAGCUGCGCUCUGGCUGGCAGCUUCCCCAGUUCUUGCGACCAACACUCCACCAAGCUAUGGAGGCACUCCGCCAAGCUAUGGGGGCCCACAAGUUCACGAUUCGAGCUUCACUCCCGACGCCGUUCUACGAAUCACUGAGGAGAAUGUAACGAUAGCCUGCGAAUCUCGGCUCUCUGUGCUUGUCAAUGGAACUUCGCCCGGUCCACCUCUCAGGUUAAAGGCGGGCAAGACAUCCUGGGUCCGAGUUUACAAUGAUAUGGAUGACAAGAAUACCACCAUGCACUGGCAUGGCCUUUCAAUGCGCAUGGCGCCAUUCUCGGACGGGUCCCCGGCGGCUGCCCAGUGGCCGAUUCCAGCGAGACACUACUUUGACUACGAGAUUCAUCCUGCACGCGACGAGCAUGGCACCUACUUCUAUCACUCUCAUGUUGGGUUCCAAGCCGCAACAGCUAGUGGUCCACUGAUCAUCGAAGACUCUGAAACACCGCCCUACGCGUACGAUGAAGAGCGCAUCAUCUUCUUCUCUGAUCAUUUUUCACARACAGACGAGGUGAUUGAGGCUGGAUUGACUGCAACGCCGUUGAAAUGGACGGGCGAGACGAAGGCUGUACUGGUCAACGGAGUAGGCGUAGCCAUCAACGCCACGGCUGGAAGUGGCUCGUGCAAUCUUCCUAUCAUCGAUGUCGACCCUGGCAAGACAUAUCGCUUGCGCUUCAUCGGAGCGACUGCGAUCUCCAUGGUUCAGUUUGGCAUUACAGAACAUUCCAACCUCACCAUCAUCGAAGCUGAUGGAUCAUACACCAAGCCAUACUCUGUAGAGUAUAUCCAAGCCUCAUCUGGACAGCGCUUCGACGCCCUUCUCACAACCAAAACCAAGGAGGAACUCAACGGCAAGACCGACUACAUCUUCCAACUCGAGACGAAGGAGAGACCGGCUGUGUACCACGGCUACGGUAUCUUGCGGUACUCUGGCGGCGAGCCUCAAAUCACCGCCGCGCCCACUGCGCCGGUCUUAACCCUUUCCAACCAGACGUACGCCUGGGCAGAAUAUGCCCUCGAGCCCUUGUACCCAAACAAUUUCCCCAAGGCGUCUGAAGUUACUCGCCGCAUCGUGAUUGACAACCGACAACUUAAGACCGGUCCGACAGUUUGGCACAUUAAUGACCUAAUGUGGAACGAGACCUCCAACCCUCUACCUGGUGACACGCCCUACCUGGUCAACAUCUACGAGAACGGUCCUUCGGCAAUCCCAAACUACACUGCAGCUAUUGAGAAUGAAGGCUGGGAUCCAGUGACCCUCACUUGGCCCGCCAAGAUUGGAGAAGUCAUAGAGAUCAUCUGGCAGAACACUGGAUCACUGGUUGACAACAAUGGCGGCGUCGACUUCCACCCUUUCCAUGCCCAUGGUGGACAUUAUUACGACUGCGGAAGCGGAAAUGGUACCUACGAUCCAGUUGAGAAUGAAAAGAGGUUGGCCAACUACAAUCCUGUGUUGCGGGAUACCACCAAUCUCUAUCGCUACGGUACCAAGACUACCGCAGGUGCCAAUGCGGGUUGGAGAGCUUGGCGGUUGAGAGUUGAGUAUGCUGGUGUCUGGAUGAUCCAUUGUCAUAUCUUGCAGCAUAUGAUCAUGGGUAUGCAGUCCGUGUGGGUGAUGGGCGACUAUGCGCAAAUCACAGGGAUCCCACUCGCUGAUGCUGCGGGUUACCUGAACUGGGGAGGAAGUGCCAAUGGUAAUGACACCUAUGAUCCCACGGUUGUACAUUAUUUCGGGGACAGAGAUGAGGACUAG
This is a messenger RNA of Ramularia collo-cygni, 1812 nucleotides long. RefSeq names its product related to laccase precursor. The record is from RefSeq and is a predicted model, not a curated record. The coding region runs from base 1 to 1812 and encodes 603 amino acids. Gene Ontology annotation, molecular function: copper ion binding; oxidoreductase activity. The transcript has a single exon. NCBI's taxonomy places the organism in Eukaryota, Fungi, Ascomycota, Dothideomycetes, Mycosphaerellales, Mycosphaerellaceae.